AUGAAGUUUACUACGGCAAUCAUCGCUUCCCUGGUGGGAACUAGCACCGCCUUGUUUAGCAAGGACCAGCCAUGGGGCAAACGUGAUUACGCCUGCGUAAACGUCUACCAAGGCAUCCCCGACAACUCGACCGUCUCCGCCGGCCAGACCGUACGUGUCCACUUCGACCGUCAGCCCACAGGACGCUGCCCAGACCCAUUGAGCCAGUACCCUGGCAGCGACUACGGCGUGUGGCUGUACAACAACCCCGUGCGCAAGCUGGAUACCAUAUCCUUCGACAAGUCUAUCAAGAUCACGGGGGGUAUCAAGGAGAAGGCGGGUCUUGUUGAUGUCACCAUCCCAAAGGACUUGCCUCAAGUCAAGGAUGGCUCACUUUGGUAUUUGCGGAUUGACACUUCUCUCUCAACUGCACCACAGGCAAGUUUCUUUCCUCUUCAUUUUGGUUCUUUUUUGAGGGGUUGGGACUACGUACUUCCAGGCGGUGUUUAUCUUGGCUUUUUAUUUGAUUCCAGGGGCUAA
Messenger RNA from Penicillium digitatum Pd1, 519 nucleotides. RefSeq lists its product as uncharacterized. The record is from RefSeq and is a predicted model, not a curated record. NCBI's taxonomy places the organism in Eukaryota, Fungi, Ascomycota, Eurotiomycetes, Eurotiales, Aspergillaceae.